UUCCAGUUAAUGGAGGCAUUGUUGUCAUAUUUUGCUACGAAGCUCCUAUGCAUUCGAGUUAUUUGUUAUUAUUUAGCAAUGUUAUCCUUCGGAAAGUUACAGGAAAUUACACCCAGAGAGUAGAGAUAACAUAUUUAAGAAUGAACGAACUUCACUGAACGGAGAAUUGUUUGGUCAGAUAACUGACAUGGAUGACUCAGGGCGAUCACAAGAACUCCUUGAGAGUGUGGAGAUGGUAACUCAAAUGCGAACAGAUGUGGUGAAACUUAACACAACUGGUACAGUAAAAGGUGAUGAGGAUGACGAACCACCCCCAGAAUUAAUAAGUGCUCAAUAUAUUAAUAUACAUCGUGUGCCAGAAACUCUGAGCAAGGGGCUAGUGGACUGUAGAUCACCAGCUCCUCAAACUUUAAUGAGUGAUGAAUUGAUGCAACACCAUGUUGUGCAUGGUGGUAUGGUUGUUGACAUGAUGGUUCCUCCACCUCCACACCCUCAAGAUUUCUCCCAACACACUCCUUUGGAUCGUGCCACACUUCCACAAUACAUACCUGAACAUUAUGAUGCAGAAGAUGAUCUCCUGACUCAUGAUUUAACAGAGGAAGAUCGACGGUUGGCAGCAGCAUUGGUUGCUGUUCAGCUGGUUCAACAACAAAAGCAACAACACCAUUCAGUAGUAACUUCAGAGUCAAAUGUGAUUGUUAGUCCAGGGGGGUUGCCAGGUCUCAUUACUGCUGCCGGCCACCUUGGAACUAAAGUCCAGGUACCUGUUUCUAUAGGAGAUCAUCAUCACAUGACAACCAUGACACCAAUGUCACCAGUUACAGGUGUGUCAGUGGACAAACCCGCAAUGGCUGCCAUGGUGUCUAGCUAUAUACAAGCUGUGGAAGAAGAAGCAGCUGCUGCAGCUAAUACUGCACAACAGCAUAUCUUAGAGCACCAUCAAGGAGACAGAAUCAUGAAGAUGUAUCAGCCACAACAUCAGCAACAAGAAAUGAGGUUACCACCCUUGCCCCCUCUGAAGAAAGUGCUUUCAAGUCAAUCCAUGGCUAUCAGAAGCCGCUAUGUUCGACCACACCUUCAAGAUGUAACACAACGGCAGGAUGUGAUUCAACAAGGAACGGGGGAACUGGUAAAUCGGUUGCAACAGCCUCAAGAGGAACAACAGCAGACUGUGUUAAUAGAUGAAGUGUCUGGGACUACUGUAGAAGAUGAUGAUGUUCUGAAGGAAGAGUAUGAUGUGAAAAGUGAGGGUUUAGAAGAUGAUUUGGGUGAUGAAAGUGAUGAACCUCUUCAAGAUGAUAAUGAUUCUGACUAUGAUAUUGAAAGUGACUUAAGACCUUCUAGGAGAAGUCUCCCACAUAAAAAACGUAUUCCGCGUAAGCUAAAAAAUCUAAAAAAUUUGGCCUCUCCUGCCAGAAGCAUUCACACCAAAGGUUAUAAAUGUGUGAAGUGUGGGGAACAGUUUAGCAGCCAGUCUGCAUGUGCUACACACCGUCUUACUCACAGCACCAAUAAGAAGGUGUUUAGUUGUGAACUGUGUGGAAAAUCUUUUGCCAAUCAACUCAAAUUCUUUGAACAUCUGAAAUCCCAUUAUGAGCCUACAGUAUCUACUGUGAUUUCAGAACCAAGUCCAAUAUCUAAUCCCAGUAACAAUAAAGAAAAAAUUACACCUAUGAAAGAAGAAUCUGAGGUGAAGGAAGAGAGAGAAAACAAACAGCCUACGGCAGCUUCAACUAUAGGGGCAAUUCCACCUCCUCUUACUUGUAAUCAGUGUGGCAAAACUUUCCGACGCCAGAAAGCCUUUGAAACUCAUGUAAAUCUAGCUCACCCAAAACAAGAGGAGAUUGAAGAGUUCAGUGAACCUGAGGAUUUAAUGGAAGGCAUCAGAGGAGUUGUUGAUGUUGGAGGUGUGGAUACUGGUGAUGAAGCAGAUAUGGAAUGUAUCCCAUCACCUCAAAUUGUCAGGGGUCUAAAAAAUAACAACGAGAAGGAAUGGUAUCGUGAGGAGGAUUUACAUGCAGCAGAAGCUGAUCUUCAAGAAAUAGAAGAGCAGCAUCAUCAUCAGCAACAGCAACACCAUCAUCCUCAUAUCAAUCACCAAAAUCUAGAUGAACCUGACAACAUUUGUGAGUUGUGUGGUGAUGUAUAUGAGACCAAAUCACAGUUGGAGCAGCAUGUUCAAACAGAUCACUUGGACUUUACACCAGAACCAAGAGGUAGGGGUGAAAUUUUAUCCCCAAAGAGACGAUUGCCUGGAAAAAGAUCCCGGAGAGCAGGACUUCAUCUCAUAUGUCCUCAGUGUGGUCGAAUGUUUAAUCACCGUAACUCCCUUGUUUAUCAUCUUCGAAGUCAUUCUGGUGAACGUCCACAUCAGUGUGAAGUAUGUGGAAAAAGCUUUUUUGCAGCAAGUGCACUAAAAGUACAUAUGCGUCUGCACUCUGGUGAUAAACCCUACAAAUGUGAGUUUUGUGGCCGACACUUUCGUCAGUGGGGUGACCUUAAGUAUCACUGUAUCUCAAUUCAUUCAGAGGAGAAAAACUAUCAGUGUGAAUAUUGUGGAAAGGAUUUUGCUCGCAAGUACUCGCUCAUAGUUCAUCGUCGCAUCCAUACUGGAGAGAAGAACUAUAAAUGUGAGUUUUGUGCCAAGAGCUUCCGUGCCUCAUCCUAUCUCCAGAACCACCGUAGGAUACAUACAGGUGAAAAGCCGCAUCCCUGUGAAGUCUGUGGAAAACCUUUUCGUGUCCGUUCUGACAUGAAGCGCCAUCUCAAUACACACAACCGUGAUAGGCAUCGUGGAAGUAAUGGCAGUUCUGUUACCACAUCAUCCGGUAGUGGGAGUGAUAUCCAUCAAAACUUACUUCAUGGUCAACCAAAACUGGAAGAGCAUGACCCGGAAUUGGAUCCAGAUCAGUUGGAUGCUCAUGGCAGCCUUCCUCCCAACCACACAAUUACUGUGGAACACCAAAGCAUCUCUGAUUUGAAUCCUGUCACAGAAAUCACCAUCCAACAAGAAAGUGGUGGACCAGAGAGCAUCUUACCAGAUGAAAGUCUGGGAGAUCCAAUUGUUGAGCAGCAACCCAUCAACCUCAAUAUUGCAGUGCCAGCUGUUGCAACAAGACAGUCCCAUACUCAUCAUCAACUGUCAGCAGCUGCGCAGGCAGUCUCUGAAGAAGUACUGCAUUACACACGGGACCCAUUAGAAACUAUACGAGAUGGAAGUAGUACUCUUUAUGUGUGGCCAAUCUACAUGACAUAGCUUCUGUGUUUCUGGUGAACACCAAUGGUUGUAUUAAAAAUGAAGUUUAUACAUAUUUGCAUAAUUGUUAUAAAGUAUUUUCUACGUACAGUCUAUAAUCCCAUUAAUUUGGUGCCAAUCAUUUUGGGAUAGACUGACAUCUCUCUUUUAAGAGGGGGAAGGAGAGACAAGUGAGGAUUAUCCAAGGCAAUAAUCAAUUAUUAAACCCCUUAGUUCCAUUUUAUCUCUGUACUAUUAACUCUGCAGCAUUUUAUUAGUCAAUCUUUAACAGUAAGUAUCUAUUCUGUGUUGUGAAUCUAUUUAACUAUAAUUUGUUUGCAUGAAAUGUCUUUACUUUUGUAUACCCCGAAGUGCAGUCUUCCUUCAUUCCCGGAAUAAGUAGUAAAAUUUCACUUUUGUUCAUUUUGAGUUUAAUACUCUGUAUAAUCUAAUAAAAUUUGAUAUGGUGAACAUUUAAAUAUAUUAUGUCAAUUGAAAUUGAACAUAUCUCUUUUGAUUUACAGAUACAUGGCAUAAUUUGUAUUCAUCAUUUAUUAUAUUGUGUGCGGGUUGUAUCGCCACCUUCUUUAUUAAGUCACAGAGGAUUAUUUAGUAAUUAAUUUCAUUCAAUAUAUGUACUAUAACUACUGCGGAAUGUACAUAAUAUUUUUACUUGCAGAAACUAGUUUAUCACAUCACAUGUAUUAAUAUUACUGAAGUACAAUUACCAAAAGAUGAUUAAUCCACCUUUUGGUGUGGGCUACGAACUGUAUUUGGUAUAGCCAACAGCUGUUUAGUUCAUACUGUAGUAUGUAGCUUUUCUGCUUGCAGAUAAUACAAGUUGUGAUGUAUUAAAUUCAUUCUUUGUAUAUUUGAGACUGAUAUUGGUAGUUCCCAUUGUUUAAUGGCAAUGAAUAUUGAGUGCUAUCUGCCUAUUUUUAUUAUUGCAACAAUGAAUUUAAGAAAGUUUGCAAUAAUUAAGUUUUAAAGACAUUGCAGUUUUUUUCUCUUUCUCAAAUGGAUGGCCUUAACAUAUUUUAUAUCCUGGAAUAUAAAGUUUUGUAUGUAAAAAGUGUUGCAGUUAUCAAGUCACUGGACUGAAAUAUAUAGGAUCAUUCAUAUGCAUUAGUUAUCAAAGCUCGAAUAGAUGUGACUGAGAAAUUAAUGCUGACUCACUGUUUUUCCAGGAUAAGUGCCAUCACCUCUUAACUGAAUGUCUGAAGAUAGGGUUGUGCAAACACCUGAAAAUUGGUGCAUUUUUAGGAGCAUAAUUGUCCUGAUUCAGAGUCCAUGUUUUGUCACAGAGGAAUUAUAACUAGCACAAAUGAAAUGUCCAGCCUUUGUUACCUAAUGGAAAAUAUGAAAUAAUUUUGGGCAUUGUUAGAAUGUUGGUAAGGUAGGAAUGAGCAUGCAGGAUGGGGGGCCAAAGUAAUAAUAGUAAUAACAGAAAAGCAUUAAGGGAAAUAGGACUUUUUAUGCUUAGUAGUUUUCAGAUUCUGGGAGCACAAUAUGUGGUACUGCAGGUGCUCAUUCUUAUAUGACCUAAUUGUUAUGAUGGCUGUGUAUUCAAUAUCUUAUGCUUCUACAUGCAGUGUUGUUUCAUUCCAAGUUGCUGUGUCACAUGUGGUAUCAAGUAUUAAGUUCUGUUAAUGAAUGCAGAGAAAGCAUGCCACCCCUACCAACGGAAGCUUCCUAUAAAUUGCAUUUACUGGUAGCUUGUAUAAAUUAGUAAAGUGAGUGGCUAUAUAUGCUGGACAAUCAGUUUUACUCCUGCUACAGACAGGAACUUUUCUUUUUGCUGCCAUGGGACCUACCAACCUCCUAUCUGGUUGGUGCCAGGAGCUGUUUCUCAAGGAUAAAGUAGGUGGUACACGAAGCUGAUAAAUUUAAAUUGGUAAUUAAUCAAAUGAUCUAUCUAAUAAUUAUGGAAAGAAUCAGCAAUUUGUUCUUUCCAUUCUAUUAUUUUUAUAAUUGUGAAUUCUAAGUACAGACAAAAUAAAUUCUGCUUUGUGAAAGACCAGGAUAAUUUAUUGUCAGAAUCACUGAUGUCCAAUCAUUGAGACCUAUAUUAAAUUAGCAUAUGAUGAUGUAUGUCUAAUUUGUUAACUCUUGGUCAUUUACAUGACGUUACAAUCAAAUGCUACUUGCUUUACCACAUAUUGUAUUCUCCUGAAUUUAAAUUAAAAAUGUGUAUAAAUUUUGCAUCAAAUAUUUUGAAAAGAAACCAUAGGAAUGAAAUCAUAUUAGAUAAAUGAAAAUCCAGUAUGCAGGAUUUGAGGUUUUCACGGUGGUGAGUCUGAAGAUGGCUGUUGUCUGAGUUGCUGUGUCAUGCAGUCUGGAAGACGGCCAUCUUUGAAACUCCAGUAAUUGAACACUUCAUCAUAAUAUGAGCUGCUGAAAUAUUGGAACCCACUGAAAACAUGAUGUAGCUAAUGAUCGAAACCCAAGAAUUGUUAACACUAUUGGUUCACAGAAUAGGGAAUGUUGUCCUCUUGUGAUAUACUGAUACAUUUUAGUUACUGGUACUUUUUCCACAGUAUGAUAUGUAAAAAAUAUUUUAAUAUGUUCACUCUGCAUUCUCCUUGUAAUCUUGUGUGAUUUCAAUGUGUCUCAUGUUUACAUCUAGAAUGGACAAAUAUCUGGAUUUAAUAAUCUGAUGAUUAUGAUAUAGACAUUGUUGGGUGCAACAUUAAUAAUAGUGAAACUUCUAAAUAUUAGCGCUUAAAAACAGUUUGCACAUCCAUGAGAGUGAAUAGUGUAAGAAAAGUAGAAUGUUUCAGACGUACUGUUCAUUUGUGGCAUUCAACUUAACCUGCAUUGUAAGGCAGCUGUUUAAUUGGUAAAUUGCUCAGUGGUAGUGGUUAUUUCCUUGUUUUGUGACAGAAAUGCACAUAUGAAAAUAGAAUGUGUCAUAAUAAUGGUUGACACUACUGUUGUCUGGUUUCAGGGGUUAGAUAUAUAAUAGCAUGAGAACCAUGAAUGCAUGACAUAUGGCAAAGAAAAGUUCUAUCUUCUGUCAGAAGAUAUUAUUUUCAGAAUGUGAAUAGUAGUAUUAACUUUCAUUCUCUUUAUUUAUCAGUGGCUAUCUUAUGUUAUGUUGAACUAGUGAACAGCAUAGAUAUACCAGUUGUGAUGAGAGCUUAAGAACAGUUAAAAUACCUACAGAUACCCACAUUAGGAAGCUAAAUUACAACUUUCACUAGUGCUGUCAUUUAUAUCAAUGGCAAUCUUGAAUGCCUGAGUAAGAGAAAAGAAGUGAUGUAGUGUAAUAAUUUCAAAAUAAGCUAAAGUAUUUAUAAGAUUGAACCUUUGACCAUACUCAUUUACACGGGAUAUGAAUCUGAGAGUUCCCAACAGACCACUGGUUUUUAUUACUGUUAAAUCAAUACUUAUAGGUAUUGUGAAAUUAAAUUUUUUGAACUGGUGUUUCGGUGAAUAGUGAUUAUAAUAUCUGUAAAUAGCUGCACAUAUAAAUCUGUUUAAAAAAAUUUUAUACUUAUAUAUGUUGGUAUAAUGUUAAAUGGAUACUGUUGUUAUAGAUCAGGAUGAAGGGAGUGAGCUAUUUAUAGGAAAUAGCAUUAUUGCUGAUUUGAUAAUGAAUCUGGGAUUUAGUGAGACCAUCUUCCAGGUAGAGAUGGUAACUACUGACCAUUAAGUUUUUGGGAAGGAUGUUUGUUUAUAACUGACUGAAGCAGAUAAACUAUUACAGACAUGAGUCUUUCAUUUCACUUGAAUCAAAAUGAAGGGAACAAUCCCAAUAUUAUAUGAGUGACAAAACUUACUGAAGAUGACUAUCAUUUGGGAUUUCUGAUCAUUGCCCUGAUGAUGAAGGCAGUAAGUACUUCUGAAAUGUCAGCCAGUUUCUGCCAGGCUACAUAGCACAACGUCUCAGAAGA
Molecule: messenger RNA, 7131 nt
Organism: Zootermopsis nevadensis
Lineage: Eukaryota; Metazoa; Arthropoda; Insecta; Blattodea; Termopsidae
Source: RefSeq, a predicted model, not a curated record